Lepus europaeus (European hare) is the source of this 2689-nucleotide messenger RNA. RefSeq names its product frizzled class receptor 8 (gene FZD8). Gene Ontology annotation, molecular function: Wnt-protein binding; Wnt receptor activity. Gene Ontology annotation, cellular component: plasma membrane. Gene Ontology annotation, biological process: non-canonical Wnt signaling pathway; canonical Wnt signaling pathway. Bases 1 to 2055 code for a protein of 684 amino acids. Lineage: Eukaryota; Metazoa; Chordata; Mammalia; Lagomorpha; Leporidae. The transcript has a single exon. The record is from RefSeq and is a predicted model, not a curated record.
AUGGAGUGGGGCUACCUGUUGGAGGUGACCUCGCUGCUGGCCGCCCUGGCGCUGCUGCAGCGCUCGAGCGGCGCGGCGGCCGCGGCGGCCAAGGAGCUGGCGUGCCAGGAGAUCACCGUGCCGCUGUGCCGCGGCAUCGGCUACAACUACACCUACAUGCCCAACCAGUUCAACCACGACACGCAGGACGAGGCCGGGCUGGAGGUGCACCAGUUCUGGCCGCUGGUGGAGAUCCAGUGCUCGCCGGACCUCAAGUUCUUCCUGUGCUCCAUGUACACGCCCAUCUGCCUGGAGGACUACAAGAAGCCGCUGCCGCCCUGCCGCGCCGUGUGCGAGCGCGCCAAGGCCGGCUGCGCGCCGCUCAUGCGCCAGUACGGCUUCGCCUGGCCCGACCGCAUGCGCUGCGACCGCCUGCCGGAGCAGGGCCAGCCGGACACGCUGUGCAUGGACUACAACCGCACCGACCUCACCACGGCCGCGCCCGGGCCGCCGCGCCGCGCGCCGCCGCCGCCGCCGCCGCCGCCGCCUCCGGGCGAGCAGCCGCCGGCGGGCAGCGGCCACGGCCGCGCGCCCGGAGCCCGGGCCCCGCAGCGCGGCAGGGGCGGCGGCGGGGACGCGGCGGCCGCGGCCCCCGCGCGCGGCGGCAAGGCGCGGCCCCCUGGCGGCGCGGCGCCCUGCGAGGCGGGCUGCCAGUGCCGCGCGCCCAUGGUGAGCGUGGCCAGCGAGCGGCACCCGCUCUACAACCGCGUGAAGACGGGCCAGAUCGCCAACUGCGCGCUGCCCUGCCACAACCCGUUCUUCAGCCAGGACGAGCGCGCCUUCACCGUCUUCUGGAUCGGCCUGUGGUCCGUGCUGUGCUUCGUGUCCACCUUCGCCACCGUGUCCACCUUCCUCAUCGACAUGGAGCGCUUCAAGUACCCGGAGCGGCCCAUCAUCUUCCUCUCGGCCUGCUACCUCUUCGUGUCCGUCGGCUACCUGGUGCGCCUGGUGGCCGGCCACGAGAAGGUGGCCUGCAGCGGCGGCGCGCCGGGCGCCGGGGCCGCGGGCGGCGCGGGGGGCGCGGCGGCGGGCGCGGGGGCCGGGGGCGGCGCGGGCGCGCGCGGCGACUACGAGGAGCUGGGCGCCGUGGAGCAGCACGUGCGCUACGAGACCACGGGCCCGGCGCUCUGCACCGUGGUCUUCCUGCUCGUCUACUUCUUCGGCAUGGCCAGCUCCAUCUGGUGGGUCAUCCUGUCGCUCACCUGGUUCCUGGCGGCCGGCAUGAAGUGGGGCAACGAGGCCAUCGCCGGCUACUCGCAGUACUUCCACCUGGCCGCGUGGCUCGUGCCCAGCGUCAAGUCCAUCGCCGUGCUGGCGCUCAGCUCGGUGGACGGCGACCCGGUGGCGGGCAUCUGCUACGUGGGCAACCAGAGCCUGGACAACCUGCGCGGCUUCGUGCUGGCGCCGCUCGUCAUCUACCUCUUCAUCGGCACCAUGUUCCUGCUGGCCGGCUUCGUGUCGCUGUUCCGCAUCCGCUCGGUCAUCAAGCAGCAGGGCGGCGCCACCAAGACGCACAAGCUGGAGAAGCUCAUGAUCCGCCUGGGGCUCUUCACGGUGCUCUACACCGUGCCCGCCGCCGUCGUGGUCGCCUGCCUCUUCUACGAGCAGCACAACCGGCCGCGCUGGGAGGCCACGCACAACUGCCCCUGCCUGCGCGACCUGCAGCCCGACCAGGCGCGCAGGCCCGACUACGCCGUCUUCAUGCUCAAGUACUUCAUGUGCCUGGUGGUGGGCAUCACCUCGGGGGUCUGGGUCUGGUCCGGGAAGACGCUCGAGUCCUGGCGCGCGCUCUGCACGCGCUGCUGCUGGGCCAGCAAGGGCGCGCCGGGCGGCGGCGGCGGCGGCGGGGGCGCGGGCGCGCAGGGGCGCGGCGGCCCGGGGGGCGGCGGCGCGGGCGCGGGGCCCGGCGGCGGAGGGGGCUCGCUCUACAGCGACGUCAGCACCGGCCUGACCUGGCGCUCGGGCACGGCCAGCUCGGGGUCCUACCCGAAGCAGAUGCCCCUGUCCCAGGUCUGAGCGCGGGGUGGGGCGUGGGGGGCGCGCGCGGGAUUCCCACCCCCCCGCCCCGGGGUGUUGACUGCUAUUAGCAUGAUAAUGAACUCUUAAUGGUAUCCAUAGCUGGGACUUAAAGGACUCGCUUAGAACAAAGUUCCUGGCGUGGAAGCCCCCCGGGAGCCGGCCCCCUCCUCCCGCGCCGGGUGCUCCUGCCGCGCGGGCCCGGCUGGGCGGACUCCGCCGGGCUUUCCGGAGCCCCCCUCGCCGACCUGGCAGCCAGCGCUCCACGAUGCUGCCCGGAGACCCCCUGUGCUGUGCGUCCACUCUGGAGCGAGGGGCGAGCCGACUGCGGCCGUCCGGGGCUGCACGGUUUGGGUCAAUCUUUCCUGACCGGGCACAUGCCUUAAAUAAGCAAGCAAGAAAUGUCUUAAUCACCCAAUCCAAGUAAAUACGGGUUUCUGACGCUAGAGGAUGUAUUUAUAUAAUUAUUUGUUACAUUGUAAAAAACAAAAACAAAAAACAAAAACGUGUACCAUAUGUAUAUAUCCAAAGAUAUACAACGUGUACAUUUUUUUUGUAAAAAGUGUAGAGGCGACCCCUGUAAGAACAAAUAUAAGUAUUCUAUUUUGUCAAUAAAACGACUUUUGAUAAAUGA